AUGGCGGAACAAGUGUUUUAUGGUGAACUAGCGAUAUUAGGUCUUAAUGGUGCUUUGGCUGAGUCUGGAAAUACUGCACGACACACAUCUAAAAUAUCUUUGUUCAAACGUCGUGAAGCAAAUGGAGUUCGACCUGGACCCGUGAACAAGGUUCCUAAAGCUAGAAACUCAGUCGCAGUGACAAAUCGGAAUACACCUGCCAUCUCGUUUACUUUAUCGAGGAAUGUUACAGUAGUUGUAGAAUAUGUGCCUGAUCCUAAAGUGGAUAUGUUUCAGAUUGGUCGAAGUACUGAUAAUCACAUAGAUUUUGUUGUAUCCGAACCAAAACCGUCAGUUAGUCAAAAUGAUCAGCAGCACGUCAAUCAUAAUAUUAAUAAUAACAAUAAUAAUAAACAGUGUAAAGAUAAUUCAAAAGAUCCCAGUCGCGGUAAUUAUGAAAGUGCAGUUUCACGUUUCGCUUGUCGUAUUCAUAUUGAUCGUGAUCCACCUUACACUGCUCGUUUAUAUGCAGCUGGAUUCGAUGCAUCAAAUAAUAUUUUUUAG
Messenger RNA from Schistosoma mattheei, 543 nucleotides. The record is from the annotation of a GenBank genome assembly. NCBI's taxonomy places the organism in Eukaryota, Metazoa, Platyhelminthes, Trematoda, Strigeidida, Schistosomatidae.